Pochonia chlamydosporia 170 is the source of this 3798-nucleotide messenger RNA. RefSeq names its product multidrug resistance protein 3. Bases 1 to 3798 code for a protein of 1265 amino acids. The transcript has 6 exons. Lineage: Eukaryota; Fungi; Ascomycota; Sordariomycetes; Hypocreales; Clavicipitaceae. The record is from RefSeq and is a predicted model, not a curated record. Gene Ontology annotation, biological process: transmembrane transport. Gene Ontology annotation, molecular function: ATP binding; ABC-type transporter activity; ATP hydrolysis activity. Gene Ontology annotation, cellular component: membrane.
AUGACAAGCGACGACGAAAAGCUCUCGGAUGCCGACCCACAUAGCCUAGGUCUAACUGAGGAGCAGCUCGCACUCUUGGAUGACCAAGUAGACACGGCGAAAAGCAAUGCAGGAUACUUUGCAAUAUACCGAUAUGCAAAUCGAGCAGAUGUAGCUGGUCUUGUCAUCAGCGCUGCUAUAGCUGCAGCAGCUGGUGCUGCGAUGCCACUCAUGACGGUUGUCUUGGGCUCUCUUGUGGGCAAGUUCUCAGAUCUAUCAGAUAAAUCUAGCUUAGAUUCGUUCGUAGACGAAAUUAACCAGCUAAUUCGCUACUUUAUCUACAUCGGUGUCGGGAUAUUGGUAUCAAACAGCCUAUUCGUAACAGGCUUCACAUCCAUAGGCGGCCGCAUAACCAAGCGGCUUCGAUCGUCAUACCUGGAGGCCUUGCUCCGUCAAAACAUGGCCUUUCUGGACUCCCUCGGCGCAGGUGAGGUUGCCGCACGCAUCACUGCAGACAUGAACCUCGUUCAAGACGGAAUAUCCCAAAAGGUCGGUCUCGCCAUCGGGGGACUCGGGUCCUUCAUUUCGGCUCUGGUAAUUGCGUUUGUCAAAUCUUGGCGUCUCGCCCUCGUCAUGCUGUGUCUUCCGGUCUCAAUUACAAUCUGGAUGGUCAUAACCGGAACGUCGAUGAAGAAGGAAAUGGUCAAAUCUUCAAGUUUGCACGCAUCUACUGCCUCAUUUGCCGAAGAAGCUAUAUCUGCGAUAAAUAAUGUAGCUGCGUAUGGCCUACAAAGGAGGUUUUCUAAGAAAUACGAAACAUCCCUGAUGCCCGCUACUACUUCUGACUUCAAGGCGAAGAGCUUCAUGGGUCUCUUGCUUGGCGGUAUGAUGUCUCUUGUGCUGAGUGCAUUUGCGCUUGCUUGCUGGGCUGGAUCGAGAUUCAUGGCCGCCGGAGAUAUUACAACAUCUGAGAUUGUCACCGUUCUGUUUGCAUCGGUGAUUGCGGGUGUGGCAUUUGGUCAGAUAACGCCUCAUCUGGAGAGUUUUGGAUCUGCCGGCACAGCCGCCAACAGAAUUAUCUCGACUAUUGAACGCAAGCCUAAAGUGCUUCAUGUUGUGAAGGAGACUAGUCACAGCAGGUUGGACAAGUCGAGGCAAAUAUCUGGACAAAUUGGGUUUAGAAAUGUGCAAUUGGUAUAUCCUGCCAGGAGGAACCAAGUCAUUUUGGACGACUUUACUCUAGACAUUCCCGCAGGGCAGACAACAGCAAUAGUUGGACCUUCAGGAUCCGGAAAGUCAAGUUUAUUCUACCUUUUAGAGAGGUUCUACCUACCUCUUCAGGGAUCCAUCUCCAUCGACGGACAAGAUAUCAGCGAAAUAGAUCUAAAAUGGCUCCGAGCCAAGAUGAGAGUCGUGACCCAAGAUCCCUUUCUAUUCAAGGCGACAAUCUUUGAGAAUAUCGCCUUUGGUUUGGUGGGAACUGACCACGAUACCGACGACCCCAAGAUUAAAACACAGCUCGUUGAAGAUGCAGCCAGAGCCGCCAACGCCCACGACUUCAUAUCUUCCCUCCCCUCAGGCUACGAAACGAAUGUCGGCGAAGCGGGAGGUCUCCUCAGCGGCGGGCAGAGACAACGAAUCGCAAUCGCAAGGGCAAUCGUAUCCAAUCCCCAGAUUCUUCUUCUCGACGAAGCCACGGCGGCAUUGGACACAAAAUCCGAGUCUCUUGUACAAAAUAACUUGCGCCGUCGCAACGAGUCUGGCACAUAUACCACUGUCAUUAUUGCUCACAGAUUAUCGACUGUACGACACGCAGAUAAGAUUGUCGUCAUGGAACACGGGCGUAUCACUGAGCAGGGAAACCAUGACGAGUUGAUGGCCAAGAACGGUACUUACACGUCCUUGGUAAGUGCUCAACAGCUACAGGAUGAUGACGGGGAGAACAGCCGGGAUGAAAGCAACACUGCUCUUCAAAGUAUGGAAGUCACAAAGACUCGGAGUAAAACCAGGAACGAACUUGACACCCUGGAAAACGACAUCUCCGCGACCCAAGACACACCAUCAACUCUGUCUCUCAUAUCACUACUCCUCAAACUCAACAACCCAGAAUGGCCCUUCCUGGCCCUCGGUCUCAUCGGCUGCAUCUUCUCAGGAAUGGCAUACCCCCUAACCGGCAUCUUCUUCGGCAACAUGAUUCUCGCUCUCCGCGAACCCUCGUCAACCCUAGGCCACCACGGAGUAAACUUCUGGGCGGGCAUGCAAUGGUUCACCGCAUGGAUCGUACUCCUAGGCUACAUCCUCCAAAGCGUUCCCUUUGCAUACGCAUCAUCAAGACUGAUAUCACGAGCGCGCAGUGUGGCAUUCACCGCCAUCCUUCGCCAAGACGCCGCCUUCUUCAUCAAGCCGGAAAAUAGCUCCGGUGCCUUGACCGCGUUCCUGGCUCAACAGGCAAACCAACUAAACGGCCUGAGUGGCACUAUUCUCGGCGCAGUCUGCAACAGCAUCGUCGCCGUGGCAGGAGGCUUCAUAGUUGCCAUUUCUUUCGGUUGGAAACUCGGGCUCGUCGGUCUGGCCACAAUGCCUCUCAUCUUCAUCACAGGCUACGCUCGAUACAGAGUCCUAGCCGAUCUAGAAAAGAAGAACCUGCAAGAUACUCAAGCGGCGAGUCUAGUUUCCGAAGCCAUUCGCGGUAUUAGAACCAUUGCCAUGCUCGGUCUUGAAGACAAGGUUGCUCAGCGGUACCGUCAACAACUUACGCAGGAAGGACGCCUAACACUCGUCAAAAACGUCCUCCUUUCCAUUCUCUUUGGGAUAAGUCAAUCCGUGAUUGUAUUCUGCAUGGCCCUACUGUUCUGGUAUGGAGGAACAAAGCUCCUCCCGACUGGGGAAUACACUGUCCAGAAUUUCUUAAUAUGCUUCGUUGCCACUCAGUACAGUGCCCAGUCAGCCGGCGGUAUCUUCUCGCAUGCACCAGAUGUAGCCGGCGCGAAGAACGCUGCCAUGCGUCUUAAAGCGCUGUGUGAAACAGUGCCGCAGAUUGACAUUGACGAUGAAACUGGAGACUUGGCGCACAACAUGAAAGGGGAUAUUGAACUGCGCAAUGCCGAGUUUGCGUAUCCUUCUACAGAGGGCAAAACGCCCUCCAUUUUACAGGAUAUGACGUUGACGGCAUCAACCGGCCGCUUUAUUGCAUUGGUCGGCGCCAGUGGUAGUGGCAAGAGCUCCGUGUUGAAGCUGAUUGAGAGAUUAUUUGACCCCCAGUCAGGACAUGUGCUCGCCGACGAGAAAGAUGUACGAGAGUACUGUCUGCAGGAUUACCGGAAACAACUCGCCAUAGUGGAACAGGAUGCCGUGUUAUAUAGCGGAACUAUGCGAGACAACAUUAUCAGCAUUGGCGACGAGACAGAUGAUGCUAUCGAGCAAGCAUGCCGGGACGCCAAUAUCUGGGAAUUCAUAGAAUCCCUACCCUCUGGACUCAACACCGUCGUCGGUCCGCGAGGCGUGCAAGUCUCCGGCGGACAAAAGCAGCGUCUGGCCAUAGCGAGAGCUGUUUUACGUAACCCGAAAGUUUUGCUUUUGGAUGAAGCAACUUCUGCUCUAGACUCACAUUCCGAAGCUGUCGUGCAGCAGGCACUGGCUACGGCUGCCGUUGGACGAACCACUAUUGCAGUCGCUCACAGGCUCAGUUCUAUUGCUCACGCCGACUGCAUUUAUGUCUUGGACAACGGGAGGGUGGUUGAACAAGGCACACAUGCACGUCUCAUGGCAAACCGCGGCCGAUAUUGGGAGUUCGUGGGGUUACAGAGCCUGGCCAGGUAA